GGUAUAAUCCCAGCUCCAGACUGGCCUCUCCCACCCACUCUCAACAACACCAUGAAGCCCACCCUGCUCUGCCCCUUCCUGAUGUUCCUAAUCUUCUCCCUGCUGCUACCUCCACUGAUGGGGAGCUUCCUUUUUAAAGGACGUCCAAUAGGUCCUACAAAGGCAACCCACAAAAAUGCUUCACCUCCUCCCCCUGAUUCGAGUGACCCACUUACUAGUACUGAGAACUCUACAGAGAUCCCUGCAGAUACAGGGAUCACUUUGAAGGAUUCAGCUGGAAAGUUUUCAGAGAAACCAGGCCUAUGCCCUAAGGACCCCCUUCCAUGCAAAGAGCUUUGCCAUGGAGAUGACUCCUGCCCCCAUGGACAGAAAUGCUGCAGCACAGGCUGUGGGCACAUAUGCCAGGGAAACAUUGAAGGAGGGCGGGCUGGCCAUUGUCCACUUAUCCUCCAUAGCCUUUGUAUAGUGGGCUGCAGAAUUGAUGACAACUGUCCACAUGGAGAGAAAUGCUGCAAGUCUGGCUGCGGCCAGUUCUGUAUGGCCCCUAUCUUAGAUCAAAACUCCACCCAGACUCCUGAAGAGGAGCCUGCCCCUCAAAACUUUACUGAGACUCCAAUCCCUGGAAUACCUGCAGUUCCAGAUACCCAGGUAAACUAGGUGACCUGAUGUUCCAGAGCUUCCUCAACUCCAGGAAUGGCUGGUCUUCAGUGGCCUCCUGGGGUCCCUGACCUUGAGGAAUGGAUGGCUCUACUCACUGGCCCCUCAGAUCUGCCCCCAUUGCUCUCCUAGGACCUGGCGACACAGCUUUGGGGAGGGAGGGGAUUCUCCAGGCUGAUU
Messenger RNA from Dromiciops gliroides (monito del monte), 837 nucleotides. RefSeq names its product WAP four-disulfide core domain 3 (gene WFDC3). Gene Ontology annotation, biological process: innate immune response; antibacterial humoral response. The record is from RefSeq and is a predicted model, not a curated record. The transcript has 6 exons. Bases 52 to 657 code for a protein of 201 amino acids. Gene Ontology annotation, molecular function: peptidase inhibitor activity. Gene Ontology annotation, cellular component: extracellular region. NCBI's taxonomy places the organism in Eukaryota, Metazoa, Chordata, Mammalia, Microbiotheria, Microbiotheriidae.